Messenger RNA from Sitodiplosis mosellana (orange wheat blossom midge), 3348 nucleotides. It is a transcript of the gene Mtr4, whose product is annotated as exosome RNA helicase MTR4. The transcript is spliced from 3 exons. Gene Ontology annotation, cellular component: nucleus. Lineage: Eukaryota; Metazoa; Arthropoda; Insecta; Diptera; Cecidomyiidae. The record is from RefSeq and is a predicted model, not a curated record. Gene Ontology annotation, biological process: maturation of 5.8S rRNA; RNA catabolic process. Gene Ontology annotation, molecular function: RNA binding; ATP binding; RNA helicase activity. The coding region runs from base 143 to 3247 and encodes 1034 amino acids.
ACUCCGUACAUCGUGACAUGUUUUUCUAUCGGUCUCAUAUUGCAAUGACAGUGAUGUUUAUUAAACAGCGUGGAUAUUCAGUUCAGUUAGUUGCAAAAAUACAUAAAUUUUAAGCGAAAUCCAUAGGUAAACACACGUGAAAAUGGCUGAUAUUGACGAAUUGUUCGGUGGUUUCGAUGAAUCAAUUGGUUUUGAUGAGGGCGAAGCAGCGAAUCCAGUUGUUGUCGAAGACGAAGAAGAGCAGCAAAAUGAAAGUACACUAUCGAAAUCAGAAAAGAGACCGCUCGAAAUUGAAGCCGAAGACAACGACGGGGAGGAGAAGCGAAAGAAACCACGAACAGAGGAUGGCACAAAAGUGACGGAGUCAAUUUUGGAUGAUAUCCGAUUGGAGGAUAUUGAAUCACGUAUCACAGUUCAUGUUAUCGAAUCACCCGAGUCAUGCACGCACGAAGUAGCGGUUUAUCCAGGUCAAACGUACAUUCCGUUGGAACCUGUGACCGGUACACCUGCCAAAGAAUAUACAUUCGUGUUGGAUCCAUUUCAAAAGGAAGCCAUUCAGUGCAUAGAAAAUGAUCAAUCAGUCUUGGUAUCGGCGCACACCUCAGCCGGAAAGACUGUUGUAGCCGAAUAUGCGAUAGCACGCUCACUGAAUAACAAACAACGAGUCAUUUACACAACACCAAUCAAAGCACUGUCAAAUCAAAAGUAUCGUGAAUUCAGCGAAGAAUUCAAGGAUGUCGGUCUAGUUACUGGUGAUGCUACCAUCAAUCCAACGGCAUCAUGUUUGAUUAUGACCACAGAAAUUUUGCGAAAUAUGUUGUAUCGAGGCUCGGAAAUUAUGCGCGAAGUUGGUUGGGUAGUUUUCGAUGAAAUCCAUUACAUGCGUGACAAAGAGCGUGGUGUCGUAUGGGAGGAAACAUUGAUUUUGUUGCCAGAUAAUGUGCAUUACGUGUUCUUAUCGGCUACAAUUCCCAAUGCUCGCCAAUUCUGUGAAUGGAUCACGUUUGUUCACAAGCAAAAUUGCCAUGUCGUUUACACGGACUAUCGCCCAACACCACUGCAACAUUACCUAUUCCCAGCUGGCGGUGAUGGCAUCCAUUUGGUAGUCGAUGAAAAAGGUCAGUUCAAAGAGGAUAAUUUCAAUGCGGCAAUGAAUGUGUUGGCUACAGUUGGUGAAGCAUCAAAAGGCGACCAAAAAGGAAGAAAAGGUGGACUCAAGGGUACCAACAGAGGAGAGUCAAACAUUUAUAAAAUCGUAAAAAUGAUCAUGGAACGUAAUAUGGCACCGGCCAUAGUUUUUUCGUUCAGCAAAAAAGAAUGCGAAGUUUAUGCGAUGCAAAUGGCUAAAUUGGACUUCAAUUCACUCGAAGAGAAAAAGCUGGUCGACGAGGUAUUCAAUAAUGCGAUGGAUGUGCUAUCGGAAGAGGAUCGUCGUUUGCCUCAAGUUGAGAACGUGUUGCCAUUGUUGAGACGUGGCAUUGGUAUUCAUCAUGGUGGUUUGCUGCCCAUUUUGAAAGAAACCAUCGAAAUUUUGUUCGGCGAAGGUUUACUCAAAACACUAUUCGCCACCGAAACAUUCGCCAUGGGAUUAAACAUGCCGGCCAGAACGGUUCUGUUCACCAGCCCACGCAAAUUCGAUGGCAAGGAGAUGCGUUGGAUCACAUCGGGUGAAUACAUUCAGAUGUCAGGUCGAGCUGGUCGACGUGGUCUCGAUGAUAAAGGUAUUGUCAUCCUAAUGAUUGACGAAAAAGUAUCAAAAGUUGCUGGCAAAGAGAUUGUCCAAGGCAAAGCCGAUCCAAUUAAUUCAGCCUUUCAUCUGACAUACAACAUGGUGCUGAAUUUACUGCGUGUCGAAGAAAUCAAUCCCGAAUACAUGAUGGAACGAAGCUUUUUCCAAUUCCAAAAUCAAUCGUCCAUCCCUGACAUGUAUCGACGCGUCGAAAAGAAGCAAAAAGAGGUGGAUUCACUGAAUAUUCCAAUGGAAUCAAGCAUAGCCACCUACUAUCACAUUCGCGAUCAAUUGGAUAAAUUGGGCAAAGAAUUUAGAUAUCAUCUAACGAAGCCCGUGUAUCUGACGCCAUUUUUGCAACCGGGUCGCAUGGUGAAAGUGCAAAAGGAAAACGGUGAAGAAUUCGAAUGGGGAAUCGUUGUUAAUUUCCGUAAGCAACAGAGCGACGAUAAGAACCCAGCCAAAUCUGAGACUGUUACAAUUGUCGACAUUUUACUGCAUGUUGAUGAUGACUUUGCGAAAACCAACACCGCCAAGCCAUGUCCAGCGAAUAAACAAGGCUCAAUUGAAGUGGUGCCGGUGCUUCAUUCGCUUAUUUCACGAAUCAGUUCGUUGCGUGUUUACUAUCCGAAGGAUUUACGGCCGGCUGAAAGUCGACGUUCCGUAUUGAAAACGAUAAACGAGGUGAAGAAGCGUUUCCCGAAAGGUCCACCACUGCUUAAUCCUAUCAACGAUAUGAAUAUCAAAGAUGAAGACUUCAAGCGCGUAGUCGAAACCAUUGACAAAUUCGAAAAACAACUCUACACCCAUCCGUUGCAUGAAUCGCCCCAGUUGAGCGAAUUUUAUGCUGAAUAUUCAAAGAAAAUUCAGUUGUUGGCCGAAUUAAAAGGCGAAAAAGAUGCUCUGCGCAAAGCCAAAAGUCUGCUACAGAUGGAUGAAUUGAAGCAUCGAAAACGAGUUCUACGGCGACUUGGAUAUUGUACACAGGCUGAUGUCAUCGAAUUUAAAGGGCGUGUAGCGUGCGAGCUCAGCUCAGCUGAUGAGUUACUCAUUACCGAAAUGAUUUUUAACGGCGUUUUCAAUUCAUUGAGCAUCGAACAGAGCGUCGCACUGUUGUCGUGUUUUGUGUGCGAUGAACGAAGCAAUGAAGCACCAAAAACCGCCGAAGAACUCUCUGGGCCAUUACGACAGAUGCAAGAUUUGGCACGACGCAUUGCUAAAAUCUCUGUCGAAUGUAAACUCGAAAUGGAUGAAGAAGCCUACGUGGAAAAGUUUAAGCCAUUCUUGAUGGACGUUGUGUUGGCAUGGUGCAAAGGUGCAUCAUUCAAAUCGAUAGCUGGAAUGACUGACAUUUUUGAAGGUUCAAUCAUUCGGUGUAUGCGACGUUUAGAGGAAUUGUUGCGACAAAUGUGCCAAGCCGCCAAAACCAUCGGUAACACGGAACUCGAAAAUAAAUUCUCCGAAGGUAUUCGACUAUUGAAACGUGACAUUGUAUUUGCCGCCUCAUUGUAUCUUUAAUUCGAUUUGAUAACUAAAUAAAAUUUGACUUAUUUUAAAUGUCGUUUUAUCACCUUUUUCCAUUGUAAAUAAACUGAUAGAGAUUAAAAUGUGAAAAAAAA